Nomascus leucogenys (northern white-cheeked gibbon) is the source of this 3790-nucleotide messenger RNA. RefSeq names its product heterogeneous nuclear ribonucleoprotein U (gene HNRNPU). Gene Ontology annotation, molecular function: TFIIH-class transcription factor complex binding; RNA polymerase II C-terminal domain binding; poly(C) RNA binding. Gene Ontology annotation, cellular component: nuclear speck; catalytic step 2 spliceosome; centrosome. Gene Ontology annotation, biological process: RNA localization to chromatin; regulation of chromatin organization; positive regulation of transcription by RNA polymerase II. NCBI's taxonomy places the organism in Eukaryota, Metazoa, Chordata, Mammalia, Primates, Hylobatidae. The record is from RefSeq and is a predicted model, not a curated record.
UGCGCAGCGCCCCCGUCAGCGCAGGGGGCGGGGCGCCUAUAUUACGUGCGCGGCGCCGCCCCUGCGAGAGGACGUUGCGUGCUCGCUCGCGCCAGGCGAGUCUCCGCGUCUCCCUCGCGAACUCGGUGAAAGGAAUUGGCGCCGUUCGACACCAGGCGGAUCCGCUCUGCAGCACGAACUCAUCUCCAGCCGCAGCCGCAGCCGCCGCCCGGGCCGAGGAGCAGCCGCAGCAGCCGCCACCAGUGGCCGAGUGAGCGGAGCCGAGUUUGAGGCAGCGCCUAGCGGUGAAUCGGGGCCCUCACCAUGAGUUCCUCGCCUGUUAAUGUAAAAAAGCUGAAGGUGUCGGAGCUGAAAGAGGAGCUCAAGAAGCGACGCCUUUCUGACAAGGGUCUCAAGGCCGAGCUCAUGGAGCGACUCCAGGCCGCGCUGGACGACGAGGAGGCCGGGGGCCGCCCCGCCAUGGAGCCCGGGAACGGCAGCCUAGACCUGGGCGGGGAUUCCGCUGGGCGCUCGGGAGCAGGCCUCGAGCAGGAGGCCGCGGCCGGCGGCGAUGAAGAGGAGGAGGAAGAGGAAGAGGAGGAGGAAGGAAUCUCCGCCCUGGACGGCGACCAGAUGGAGCUAGGAGAGGAGAACGGGGCCGCGGGGGCGGCCGACUCGGGGCCGAUGGAGGAGGAGGAGGCCGCCUCGGAAGACGAGAACGGCGACGAUCAGGGUUUCCAGGAAGGGGAAGAUGAGCUCGGGGACGAAGAGGAAGGCGCGGGCGACGAGAACGGGCACGGAGAGCAGCAGCCUCAACCGCCGGCGACGCAGCAGCAACAGCCCCAACAGCAGCGCGGGGCCGCCAAGGAGGCCGCGGGGAAGAGCAGCGGCCCCACCUCGCUGUUCGCGGUGACGGUGGCGCCGCCCGGGGCGAGGCAGGGCCAGCAGCAGGCGGGAGGGGACGGCAAAACAGAACAGAAAGGCGGAGAUAAAAAGAGGGGUGUUAAAAGACCACGAGAAGAUCAUGGCCGUGGAUAUUUUGAGUACAUUGAAGAGAACAAGUAUAGCAGAGCCAAAUCUCCUCAGCCACCUGUUGAAGAAGAAGAUGAACACUUCGAUGACACAGUGGUUUGUCUUGAUACUUAUAAUUGUGAUCUACAUUUUAAAAUAUCAAGAGAUCGUCUCAGUGCUUCUUCCCUUACAAUGGAGAGUUUCGCUUUUCUUUGGGCUGGAGGAAGAGCAUCCUAUGGUGUGUCAAAAGGCAAAGUGUGUUUUGAGAUGAAGGUUACAGAGAAGAUCCCAGUAAGGCAUUUAUAUACAAAAGAUAUUGACAUACAUGAAGUUCGUAUUGGCUGGUCACUAACUACAAGUGGCAUGUUACUUGGUGAAGAAGAAUUUUCUUACGGGUAUUCUCUAAAAGGAAUAAAAACAUGCAACUGUGAGACUGAAGAUUAUGGAGAAAAGUUUGAUGAAAAUGAUGUGAUUACAUGUUUUGCUAACUUUGAAAGUGAUGAAGUAGAACUCUCCUAUGCUAAGAAUGGACAAGAUCUUGGCAUUGCCUUCAAAAUCAGUAAGGAAGUUCUUGCUGGACGGCCACUCUUCCCGCACGUUCUCUGUCACAACUGUGCAGUUGAAUUUAAUUUUGGUCAGAAGGAAAAGCCAUAUUUUCCAAUAUCUGAAGAGUAUACUUUUAUCCAGAAUGUCCCCUUAGAGGAUCGAGUUAGGGGACCAAAGGGGCCUGAAGAGAAGAAGGAUUGUGAAGUUGUGAUGAUGAUUGGCUUGCCAGGAGCUGGAAAAACUACCUGGGUUACUAAGCAUGCAGCAGAAAAUCCAGGGAAAUACAACAUUCUUGGCACAAAUACUAUUAUGGAUAAAAUGAUGGUGGCAGGUUUUAAGAAGCAAAUGGCAGAUACUGGAAAACUGAACACACUGUUGCAGAGAGCCCCGCAGUGUCUUGGGAAAUUUAUUGAGAUUGCUGCCCGAAAGAAGCGAAAUUUUAUUCUGGAUCAGACCAAUGUGUCUGCUGCUGCCCAGAGGAGAAAAAUGUGCCUGUUUGCAGGCUUCCAGCGAAAAGCUGUUGUAGUUUGCCCAAAAGAUGAAGACUAUAAGCAAAGAACACAGAAGAAAGCAGAAGUAGAGGGGAAAGACCUACCAGAACAUGCGGUCCUCAAAAUGAAAGGAAACUUUACCCUCCCAGAGGUAGCUGAGUGCUUUGAUGAAAUAACCUAUGUUGAACUUCAGAAGGAAGAAGCCCAAAAACUUUUGGAGCAAUAUAAGGAAGAGAGCAAAAAGGCUCUUCCACCAGAAAAGAAACAGAACACUGGCUCAAAGAAAAGCAAUAAAAAUAAGAGUGGCAAGAACCAGUUUAACAGAGGUGGUGGCCAUAGAGGACGUGGAGGAUUCAAUAUGCGUGGUGGAAAUUUCAGAGGAGGAGCCCCUGGGAAUCGUGGUGGAUAUAAUAGGAGGGGCAACAUGCCACAGAGAGGUGGUGGCGGCGGAGGAAGUGGUGGAAUCGGCUAUCCGUACCCUCGUGCCCCUGUUUUUCCUGGCCGUGGUAGUUACUCAAACAGAGGGAACUACAACAGAGGUGGAAUGCCCAACAGAGGGAACUACAACCAGAACUUCAGAGGACGAGGAAACAAUCGUGGCUACAAAAACCAAUCUCAGGGCUACAACCAGUGGCAGCAGGGUCAAUUCUGGGGUCAGAAGCCAUGGAGUCAGCAUUAUCACCAAGGAUAUUAUUGAAUACCCAAAUAAAACGAACUGAUACAUAUUUCUCCAAAACCUUCACAAGAAGUCGACUGUUUUCUUUAGUAGGCUAACUUUUUAAACAUUCCACAAGAGGAAGUGCCUGCGGGUUCCUUUUUUAGAAGCUUUGUGGGUUGAUUUUUUUUCUUUUCUUUUUUGUACAUUUUUAAUUGCAGUUUAAAAGUGAAUCGUAAGAGAACCUCAGCAUUGUGCACGAUAAGAGAAUGUGUCAGUAUUUCAGGGUUCUACAUUUUAUCUGUAAAAUGUGACUUUUUUUUUUUUUAUCACAACAGAAGUAAAAUGUUGCUUUGUACCUGGUGUCUUUUAUUAAGAAUUUACUCCCCCCAUUUCUCACAGAGAAUAACAGUCGGGAGUCAUUGUCACAAUAUAAUAGAAAUGUUAGCAACCAGAUUCAUGUAAGGACUAAGUGGUCCUCAUGAAUUGCAUUAAGACUCUGUACUGCUCAUAUUACACUCCAUCCUCUCUGUAGUUUGCUGGGUAGUGGAGGGGGUAAGCUAAAUCGUAGUUUCUGACAAUAACUGGGAAGGUUUUUUCUUAAAUAACAAUGGAAUUGGUAUAAUUGGGAUUGAAAACUAAAACUUGGAACUAAGAUAGAGAAGAUGGAGUGUAUGUAGAAGGGCUGUUAAAAAUGUAAAACUUGGUUGCAUUAUUUGUGGAGGCUCAAACUUGUGAAGGUUAAAUACCAUAAUUUUUCCAUUUGUUCUGCAUUUUGAUUCUGAAAAGAAAGCUGGCUUUGCCCAUUUCUUAUUAAAAAAACUUGUUGUAAAUCCAGUUGUCUAAUGGGAUCUAUAUGAAGUUAGCCAUGUCUGUAUGCCCUUCUCCCACAAAAUACUGUAUAACUAGUGUGCUUGUAGUAGUUAACUCCACCAUCUUUGUAAGCUAAUGAAAUUGUGAGUCACCCAUUUAUAUCUUAAUUUUUAAUCAUGUCAGUUCUUGAAUGGGUAUCUCCUUAGCCUGCUGAUUUCUUUUUCUUUCUAAAGAAAGUGGGUGGAGAAAUUAAUUUAGACGUUUGUUUGCAAUAAAAAGAAUUCAUUUUACUCUU